AUGCUGAAGCCCGGUGAUCCGAGCGGUUCGGCCUUCCUGAAGGUGGACCCGUCCUACCUGCAGCACUGGCAGCAGCUCUUCCCCCAGGCCCAGCUGAAGGCUCCUCCGCCUCCACCUGACCGCCUCUCCAUCCCCAUGGACAGCCUGCGCCCGUCCCGCCUGCACAGCCACCUCCUGUCCUCCACGCACUGCACCUCCUCUUCUUCUUCUACGUCUUCUUCUGCGGCGGCGGCGGCGGCGGCGGCAGCAGCUCUCACCCCAUCCUCCUCCAUCUCCAUCUCCAGCUCCGCAGGGCUCUCCCAGCUGCCCGUCCCCCAGCAGAUCGCUCUAUUCGGGCAGGCGUUGGCGCCGGUGUGUGCCGGGCCUGGAGGACCAGGAGGAGGACCAGGAGGUGGAGGAGGAGGAGAUAUGAUGAUGGUCGUCCCUCCGGAGAACCAGCAGGGUCAUCACAACCAAGCAUUGGGACUCCUCCAUCAGGCCAAAGAGCAGAGCUGUGGGGGGGUGGUGGGGGUCGGCGUGGUGUCGUCCAGCGUGAAGAGCGGAGGAGGAGGAGGAGGAGGAGGAGAGGAAGGAGGGAAAGGAGCGACGGCCAGGUUCAAGCUGACGUCCGAGGAGCUGGACUACUACCUGUACGGGCAGCAGAGGAUGGAGAUCAUCCCGCUCAGCACACACACGGGGGAGGCCAACAACCGAUGUGACAUGUGUGCAGACAACAGGAACGGCGAGUGUCCGAUGCACGGUCCUCUUCACUCUCUGCGGCGGCUCGUCGGCACCAGCAGCACGCCGGCCCCCGUCACCAUGCCGGACGUCCCUGAUUGGCUGAGAGAUCUGCCCAGAGAGGUGUGUCUGUGCACCAGUACGGUUCCUGGUCUGGGUUAUGGGAUCUGUGCGGCUCAGCGGAUUCCUCAGGGAACCUGGAUCGGUCCGUUUCAGGGAAUCCCUCUGCUGGCCGACAAGCAUCAGAGCGGAGCCGUCAGGAACACCAGACACCUGUGGGAGAUCUACGAUUCAGAGGGAACGUUACAGCACUUUAUCGAUGGUAAUGAUCCCAGUAAGUCCAGCUGGAUGAGGUAUAUCCGCUGUGCCAGACACUGUGGGGAGCAGAACAUGAUGGUCGUACAGUACAGGUCCUGUAUCUUCUACAGAGCAUGUAUGGAUAUCCCGAGAGGAACAGAGCUGCUGGUGUGGUACAACGACUCCUACACUUCCUUCUUCGGCAUCCCGCUGCAGUGCAUCGCUCAGGACGAAAACU
Messenger RNA from Scomber scombrus (Atlantic mackerel), 1252 nucleotides. RefSeq names its product putative histone-lysine N-methyltransferase PRDM6. Gene Ontology annotation, molecular function: histone methyltransferase activity; protein binding. The annotation marks the transcript as partial. Gene Ontology annotation, cellular component: nucleus. NCBI's taxonomy places the organism in Eukaryota, Metazoa, Chordata, Actinopteri, Scombriformes, Scombridae. The transcript has 5 exons. The record is from RefSeq and is a predicted model, not a curated record.